CAAAACGCAUUGCUCCCCUUCCCCGUGCUGGGGAGAAGCGGGGAAGAGGACCACGAUUUCGAGGGAGGGAGGCCGAGGAACCGCCUCGGUCCGCUCGCCGUCCAUGGAGGGCACCACGGGAGCGAGGAAGAGGCAGCGGAUCGCCUCCGCCGCCACGGCCUACAUCCCCGACGAUGUCAUCCGGGACAUCCUCCUCCGCCUGCCUUCCAGGUCCGUCCUCCGCUUCCGCGCCGUCUGCAAGGCCUGGCUCCGCAUCGCCUCCGACCCCAAGUUCGCACUCGAGCACCACCGCCGCCAGCCGUCGCUACCCCUCGUUUCCUUCCUCCGCGGCGGCGCCGUUGACGGCAAAGGGGUGGACGCCGUGGACUUCUGCGUCGAGGCGCUCGACCUCCGCACCGACGACUUCCGGUCCGUCGUCCGGUUCACGGACACCAACGAGCGGUGUGGCCGGUUCGGCAUUCAUGGCUCCUGCGACGGGCUUCUCCUACUCAGCUUCGACGACCGCCUGUACGUCUGCAACCCGGCCACGCACCAGUGGACUCGCCUCCCGACGCCUCUGAACUCCUCGCGGUUCGCCGGGUUCUACCGCCACGACCAUACCGGGGAGUACCGGGCCUUGUUCUACCGAGGCAGCUGGCCCGGGUCGGACUACUACAUCCUCGUGGCGGACUCCAGGAAGGGGAGGGGAAUCGGUCUGCCAUCAGAGAAAGAUGUGUACAAAUUCAAGGAAGCACCCAGCGGGCCGCCGGCCCUUCACCGUGGCAGCCUCCACUGGCCACCGCAGCAGUGGGAAAACCACUAUAUACUGGUGUUUAACACGGUCACUGAGGUGUUCCGGGGGUUGCUUCCUCCUCCUGUGAUACGGAAGCACAUGUCAUUGCUCGAGAUGGAGAACAACCUUACCAUUUUCAGCUGCGGUGAGGAUGUCACAAUGGUUGAGCUCUGGCUUCUGCAGGAUUACGAGAACCAGAAGUGGAUCUGCAAGCACCGGAUUGAAUUGCCAGCAAUGAAGGUCAGCACCUAUCGCUUCAAGGAGCCCUGGCAUGUAUUUUUCAUGUCGGAAGAGGGAAUUGUGCUGGUUAAUCCCCAGCAGAAGCUGUUGCACUAUGACAUAAAUGGGGAUCUGCGGGAAAGUUUCCGUUGCGAUGGCUGCCAUCUCAAGAUUACUUUGUAUACCCUCAAGGAAAGCCUCAUUCGGCACAGGUUCUUUGAGAUGCAGAACAAUGUGGGUGAUGGUGAAGAUGAACCACCACCUUUCUUUUGGGGGCUGUAGAUCGACUUGGUGGUAGUGGUGGUUUCCUAUGGACCUUGGUUGCAGUUGAUCAGCAGUUCAGUGCUUUAGAUAUUACAGUCUCGAUUGAUGAGGCAUAAGUAAGCUAGCUUUUCUGAUGCAUCUCUUUUCUGUUCACCAAUAUCACCAUGUUUGUCUCCAUGAUGGUAAGCGAAAAUGUGCAAACUGGUUCCCAGCUCUCAUAGAUGACAACAAUUUACUUGUUCGAUGCUACAAAACUAUUUCUGUAGCAAAUUUGUAUGUUUUCUGAACAUAACUGUGAAAGGCUCAGGGGGUGCCCCCUUGCAAUAUAUUUUCUGGCCAUGGUGGCAGAUAUUCAA
Phragmites australis (common reed) is the source of this 1611-nucleotide messenger RNA. RefSeq names its product F-box protein At5g49610-like. NCBI's taxonomy places the organism in Eukaryota, Viridiplantae, Streptophyta, Magnoliopsida, Poales, Poaceae. The record is from RefSeq and is a predicted model, not a curated record. Gene Ontology annotation, molecular function: protein binding. Bases 104 to 1273 code for a protein of 389 amino acids. The transcript is spliced from 2 exons.